Molecule: messenger RNA, 819 nt
Organism: Penicillium chermesinum
Lineage: Eukaryota; Fungi; Ascomycota; Eurotiomycetes; Eurotiales; Aspergillaceae
Exons: 2
Coding region: 1-819 (272 amino acids)
Molecular function (GO): oxidoreductase activity, acting on NAD(P)H
Source: RefSeq, a predicted model, not a curated record
AUGGCGGGCGAAGUCGCCGGAGUCGGGAACGACGUGAAGCGAUUCAAAGUUGGCGACCGCGUGUUAGCCUUCAGCAGGGCAGCCGAGAAGGAGAUCAACGACUCUGCCCAAGGAGCCUUUCAAGAGCAUACUGUCGCGUACAAAGACCUCACGUCACGAAUCCCGGCGGAUCUUGGGUUCGAGAAGGCCGCUACGCUCCCACUGGGCGUCGCGACCGCUCUGAGUCUAGCCGUUGCAGCUGGCUACGAGGUGUUCAGCACAGCGUCGCCCCGGAAGCACGAGCUCGCUCGCAAGCUGAUUGCCACCAAUGUCUGGGAUUAUAAGAGCAAGACAGCCGUCAGAGAUAAGAUUGCGGCUCCGAAGGGGGAGGCUCUUGCCGGCGCUGUGUCUAUUGGGGCCGGGGCUGCAGACAAAUGCAUCUCCAUCCUUCAGCAGUGUCGAUUGGUCUCCAUGAUUACCUUUCCUAUACCCCAUGAUGACCGGCAGAGCUUUCUCGUGCUGCGAACUGCAGUUCCUUUCCUAUACGCUAUAAUUUCAUUCAAGAUCCGCAGCAUGUUCCAGGGCUUAAAAUAUAAUCUUGUUGCGAUUGGCCUUACACUUGAGAACGGGGUUGCGCGGGAGGUAUUCACGGAUUUCUGGCCCAAGGCGCAGGAAGCUGACAAUUUUGUGACUUCCUUCAAGCCAGGGGUUGUUGGAAAUGGAGUGGAGUGUAUUCAGUCUGGGUUUGCGUUGCUGAGGAAGGGUAUGUCGGCUAAGAAGCUCGUUGUCGCACUUUGCAUGGAAGUAUGUCUAUUUGCUUAUAUACUGGUAUACCACUAA